CACGCCCCCGCCCAGAGGGGACCCGGCGGCGGGAGGAGGCGGCGGUACCUCGGACAGAGCCGCCGCCGCGCCGAGCCCAGCCCGCCCGGCAGCCGCUCCGGAGCCGCCCCGACGAGCAGAACUGAGGCACGUGAGGCUCCAUAAGCGUCCCCAAGUGGCUUCAAUUUCUGUCCUCAAGAAAAGAUAUCAAAAGAAAUGCAGGAAUGCCUGUCCUAGAAAAAAACAUGCAGAAGAAAGAGAAAGAUGCAUGCAGUAAGGAUGAGACCGCAGUGCCAAAACUUCCUGUCCCACCACUGCAACAGACCUUACGCAUGUACCUACAGUGCAUGAAGCACUUGGUGCCAGAGGAGCAAUUUAGAAAGACUAAGGUCAUCGUGGAGCAGUUUGGAAUUGCAGGAGGCCUGGGGGAAUCCUUGCAGCAAAUCCUUGAGGAAAGAAGGGAAAAGACAACAAACUGGGUGUUUAACUACUGGCUGGAUGACAUGUACCUCAACAACCGGCUAGCUCUUCCAGUCAACUCCAGCCCAGCUAUUAUCUUUGCUCGUCAGUAUUUCAAGGAUGUAAAUGACCAGCUGAGGUUUGCCGCCAAUCUCAUUUCAGGAGUGCAGGACUAUAAAGCUCUACUGGACACCCAUGCUUUACCUGUUGAUUUUGCUCGUGGACAGCUGUCUGGUCAUCCUCUCUGUAUGAAGCAAUACUAUGGACUCUUUUCUUCCUAUCGUCUUCCAGGACAUACCAAAGAUACCCUCGUGGCCCAGAAAAGCAGUGUAAUGCCAGAACCAGAGCACAUCAUUGUUGCUUGUAACAAUCAGUUUUUUGUUUUGGAUGUUGUCAUUAAUUUCCGUCGUCUCAGUGAGGGAGAUCUUUUCACUCAGUUACGAAAGAUAGCCAAAAUGGCAGAGAAUGAAGAGGAAAUGCUGCCUCCAAUUGGCCUGCUGACAACAGACGGAAGGACAGAAUGGGCAGAGGCCAGGACGAUCCUUAUGAAAGACUCUACUAACCGCGACUCUCUUGACAUGAUUGAACGGUGCAUCUGCCUGGUGUGCCUGGACAGCCCAAGCGGGGUGGAACUGAAUGAUACAAACAUGGCAUUGCAGCUGCUACAUGGGGGAGGCUACCAUAAAAACGGGGCCAACCGCUGGUAUGACAAACCCAUGCAGUUUGUGGUAGGAAGAGAUGGAGUCUGCGGUACCGUGUGCGAACAUUCUCCUUUCGAUGGCAUCGUACUGGUGCAGUGCACUGAACACUUGCUCAGGCACAUGAAAGAAAGCUCCAAGAAAUUAGUCCGAGCCGAUUCAGUGAGCGAGCUUCCUGCUCCACGGAGGCUAAGAUGGAAAUGUUCCCCUGAAAUUCAGGCACACUUGGCAUCAUCAGCAGAAAAACUCCAAAGGAUAGUAAAAAAUCUGGACUUUAUUGCCUACAAGUUUGAGAACUAUGGAAAGGAAUUUAUUAAGAAACAGAAGAUUAGUCCUGAUGCCUAUAUUCAAGUAGCACUUCAGCUGGCAUUUUACAGGUGCCACGGGAGACUUGUCCCUACCUACGAAAGUGCUUCCAUACGCCGAUUUGAUGAGGGCAGAGUGGACAAUAUUAGGUCAGCGACCUUGGAAGCGUUUGCUUUUGUAAAAGCAAUGACUGAUGACAAAAGAGCUUUAUCGGAUUCUGAGAAGAUGGAGAGAUUUAAGGAUGCAGUUACAGCUCAGACUAAUUACACUAUUCUGGCUAUUACUGGGAUGGCAAUAGACAACCACCUGCUAGGGCUCAGAGAGGUGGCGCGGGAACACUUCAAGGAGCUGCCCGAGAUAUUUACGGAUGAGACAUAUUUGACAAGCAAUCGAUUCAUCCUCUCGACCAGCCAGGUUCCAACCACCACGGAAAUGUUCUGCUGCUAUGGGCCUGUGGUGCCCAAUGGUUACGGGGCAUGCUAUAACCCUCAGCCAGAGCAUAUACUGUUCUGCAUCUCAAGCUUUAAAGACUGUAAAGAAACCUCCUCAGAUGGGUUUGCAAAAGCUGUGGAAGAAAGUCUCCUAGAAAUGAGAGAUCUGUGCAGCAAAUGCAACUCUACUGUGGCAAAGCCACUCGCUAAACAAGAAGCAGCCGCGCAGCUGCAGAGUGACCGCAAGCUCUAAGAGGCUGUGGGAAUUAUUCUCCUGAACUCACCUUAUGAAGAAACAAUGGCAAAGCUGUUCAAAGGCAAGAUAGUACUAGUAAUAUAUUAGCG
This is a messenger RNA of Phalacrocorax carbo (great cormorant), 2218 nucleotides long. The record is from RefSeq and is a predicted model, not a curated record. Lineage: Eukaryota; Metazoa; Chordata; Aves; Suliformes; Phalacrocoracidae.